CUGGGGCAGCCAUGGCUGGGGGGGUGUGGGGCCGGGCCCGGGGGGGCCCUGUGGGGGCCUUGACCUUGACGGCGCUGGCUGAAGGGAUCCGGGCUGGCCAGGAGCAGCCCCUGGGACGCCCUUCCCCGGGUCCUCAGCAUGAGCCUUGGGAGCUUGAACCUCAGGCUGCACCUCAGGUCCCGGCCCCAGCCUCCGAGGCUGAGCCGGGGAGUGGAGCUGCUGCCACCACAACUGGCGGCAAGGUCUGCUCCCCACACAAUGCCCAGGAGCCAGCCCCUGAGGGGCUCCCUCAGAUUUCCUGGGAGGAGGGGGUCCUUGCAGACCUCGCGCUGUGUACAGCUGCCUGCCUAGAAGAGGCUGGCCUUGUAGGGACUCAAGCAACAGCGCUCACCCUGUGCUCAGCUCUGGAGGCCCGCGGGAAGCGGUUGGAGGACCAGGUGCAUGCCCUGGUGCGCGGGCUGCUGGCCCAAGUAUCCAGCCUGGCCGAGGGGAGACCCCGCCAAGUGGCCCUGAGGGUGCUGAGCGCACUUGCCCUGGAGCAUGCACAGGACGUGGUAUACGAGCUGCUGCCACGCUCCCUACCCGCAGACCGGGCAGCAGUGGAGCUGUGGCGCAGCCUGAGCCGGAGCCAGCGUGUGAGUGGGCAGGUGCUGGUGCAGCUGCUGUGGGUGCUGAAGGGCGCGGCGGGGGGGGGGGGCCGGGAGCCGCAGGCGCUGGCGGCCACGUGUGCUCUCGGGGAGAUGCUAGCUGUGUCAGGCUGCGUGGCAGCCACCCGGGGCUUCUACCCUCACCUGCUACUGGUGCUGGUUACACAGCUGCACCAGCUAGCUCGAGGCCAGUGCUCCCCCAAGAUCUGGGCUCCUUCCCACCGGGGGCCACCGCACAGCCACGCCAGCUGUGCUGUGGAAGCCUUGAAGGCGCUGCUCACCGGGGACGGGAGCCGCAUGGUGGUCACCUGCAUGGAGCAGGCUGGAGGCUGGAGGAGGCUGGCGGGAGCCCACACCCACCUAGAAGGAGUCUUGCUGUUGGCCAGUGCCAUAGUGGCGCACGCUGACCACCACCUGCGAGGCCUCUUCGCAGACUUGCUUCCCCGGCUGCGCAGCGCCGACGACCCGCAGCGCCUCACCGCCAUGGCCUUCUUCACGGGGCUGUUGCAAAGCCGGCCCACCGCAAGGCUUCUGCGGGAGGAAGUCAUCCUGGAGCGUCUCUGCAUUUGGCAGAGCGACCCCGAGCCCACCGUGCGCUGGCUGGGCCUGCUCGGCCUAGGCCACCUUGCAUUGAACCGCGGAAAGGUACGGCACGUGAGCACGCUGCUACCCGCGCUCCUGGGAGCACUGGGCGAGGGUGACGCACGGCUAGUCGGCGCAGCGCUAGGCGCGCUGCGGAGGCUCCUGCUUCGGCCGCGGGCGCCAGUGCGGCUCCUGAGCACCGAGCUGAGGCCGCGCCUCCCACCGCUGCUGGAUGACGCCCGGGACUCGGUCCGCGCCUCGGCUGUCGGGCUCCUCGGGAUGCUAGUGCGGCGGGGCCGGGGCGGGCUCCGAGUGGGUCUGCGCGGCCCUCUGCGGAAGCUGGUACUGCAGUCUCUAGUGCCGCUGUUGUUGCGCCUGCACGACCCCAGCCGGGAUGCUGCUGAGAGCUCUGAGUGGACUCUGGCCCGCUGCGACCAGGCCCUUCGCUGGGGCCUGCUGGAGGAGGUGGUUACUAUGGCUCACUACGACAGCCCCGAGGCCCUAAGCCGCGUCUGCCACCGCCUGGUCCAGAGAUAUCCGAGCCACGUGCCCAGUUUCCUGAGCCAAACCCAGGGCUACCUACGGAGCCGGCAGGACACCCUCCGCCGUGCAGCCAUCAUGCUCAUAGGUUUCCUGGUCCACCAUGCGAGCCCCAGCUGCAUCAACCAGGACCUGCUGGACUCUCUGUUCCAGGACCUCGGGCUGUUGCAGAGCGCCCUGGAGCCCACGGUUGCUGCGGCAGCGCAAGUGUCUGCCCAGCAGGUGGCGCUGCUGGCCUGCGCACAAGGCCCACCCGUCAAGGCCCGCCUCCUCCGUCUUCGGCGCCGGGGCGGGGCCCGGCCCCAGCCGGUCUAUGCUGACAGCCCAUUCCAGCCUCAGAGCCUUGCCGGCCGCUGGGGCUGCUCCCAACCGCGCUGCACCUGACCGGGGUCCCCAGCAGCAGGGUCAGGGCUGAGGACUGGGGCCUCACUGUAGCAGCCCUUGUGGGGCAGAUGUGCAGAAGAGGUCCGUGGUGAAUCGUGCCUCCGCCUGGAGCUGGGUUCCAGUACCCAUCUCUCCCAGAGCCCCUGUCAUGGCAGCCACGUGGUGGAGAGGGACAGCUGCACCUCCAGGAGUCUGAGCCAUUUCACCCUCAUUCCCCCACCACCACCACCUCUUGCACCUGCCCUUCCACCUGUCCCUGGUCAGAACUGGCUCCCAGGCACCUGGAGUGUACUCUGCAACCCAACGUUGCGUCUGGCACCUGGCCUCCUGAGCUGGGGUCUGGCGUGGAGGGGUCACUGUCUUCCGGCCCCUCCCUGGUCCAGGCAUUCCAUCCCAUCAGGUGCCACAUCUGUCGCCAGCGUCCCGAGGUUCUUGGCCUGUGUCCUCCCUGUUCAAGAGGGGGUUCUGCCCACGCUUGCUGGCCCUCAGCCUGGCUCCACUUUCACUCCCAUCAUGUCAGACCUCACUGUCCCUGACCUCUGCCUGGACAGCACAGGCUGGGGUUACACCUGUGACUUAUGCAGGGCUGGCACCCCACUACCCCGAGGCUGAGCAGGGGUGGCAGCUCCCCAGCGCCUUGCUCAGGGCUGACCGAGGAUGGUAUGGCUGGACAUCUGAGGCAGAUCCCCUUGGGGAGCCUCAGGGCUGUGACGUCCCUCAGGGUAAAUGCCUGCUGCAACAUGUCCCCAUCCAGCGCCCCUCAGAGAAGGCCUGCUCACACCCCCCAGGACGUGCAGCCCUGUGGAGACCCGGGACUCCACCUGCCCACCCCCAGCUCCUAUCCAGAAAGCUUUUAAAAUAAACGCGUG
Tupaia belangeri chinensis (Chinese tree shrew) is the source of this 3022-nucleotide messenger RNA. It is a transcript of the gene MROH6, whose product is annotated as maestro heat like repeat family member 6. The transcript has 14 exons. Gene Ontology annotation, cellular component: cytoplasm. The record is from RefSeq and is a predicted model, not a curated record. Lineage: Eukaryota; Metazoa; Chordata; Mammalia; Scandentia; Tupaiidae. The coding region runs from base 12 to 2153 and encodes 713 amino acids.